AUGGUCAAUGUCUCAGCCCAGUCCGAGACAGUUGUCUGUUUCCAAGUCAAGGGAGGGGUGGUGCUGGAGGUGGUGAUAGCCAAGUACUGGGCUAACCUAGGCCACAUGAACCUCAACUACUCGGUGGAGUUACACGGUUGCCGACCUGACACUCCCGCAGUGACCAUGCUGCACGCCGACGGCAUCCAUGAGAUCGAGCUGUACAGUGGCCUGCAAAGUGAGGAGGUCUCUCCUUUCAUACAGAUCAAGAGCAGUGUCUCCGUCCUAAGGCCAACAGAGGCCAAGGUCUUGGCUCUGGACAAACGCGAUGUCAUCCCUCCGAGCAGACAGAUCUACCAGCUGUUGUUGACGUACACGUUUCAUCUUAGCAAAAGUUUUGAUGUGACACCAAACAGCUCUCUACUGAGUCACCUGCUCUACGAGUCUGAGUUUGAGUCCCAGCUCUGGAUGUUGUUUGACUGCAACAAGCAGUUGUUGGCCUCUGGUGAUGCCUAUCCUAACAAGCGUAAGAUUGUGACAAGUCACCUGCUCUACGAGUCUGAGUUUGAGUCCCAGCUCUGGAUGUUGUUUGACUGCAACAAGCAGUUGUUGGCCUCUGGUGACGCCUAUCCUAACAAGGUAGUGUUCUCAUUUCAUGUAGAUCACCUGCUCUACGAGUCUGAGUUUGAGUCCCAGCUCUGGAUGUUGUUUGACUGCAACAAGCAGUUGUUGGCCUCUGGUGACGCCUAUCCUAACAAGGUAGUGUUCUCAUUUCAUGUAGAUCACCUGCUCUACGAGUCUGAGUUUGAGUCCCAGCUCUGGAUGUUGUUUGACUGCAACAAGCAGUUGUUGGCCUCUGGUGACGCCUAUCCUAACAAGUAUAAUGUGAAGUUGGAGAAAGGAGAUUACACUAUACGACACCAAAUCAGACACGAGAAGAAAGAUCUGCUGGAGAAACUGACUGACUUGCCCAUUCUCCUGUCACACAAACUCGCCACUCCCGAUCACUUAUUGUGAAUGACUGUUUUGAAGGUAGAUGCGUAUGGGAGCCAGUCUCAGGCCCUGAUUGGUGGCAAGAAGCUAACUUCCGCCAUUUUGCCAACCGGAAAGUACACGCUACCGAUCUACAUUGCUCCUCUGCCUUCUGACAAAUUACAAAAGAUUGGGACAACAGGACACUAUUUACAAGGAACUAUAGUUUAUUCCAAAGACGAUGUUGGGAAAAAAGUGGAUUCUUACCCCUUCAAGUAUAUUCUUGCUGAACCGGGAAAGAAAAGCUCCUCAAAAAACACCAAUGAGAAAACCAAACAAGAAGAAUAUGAGGAGGCCCUGAGGGAUCUUCAAGUUUCUUGGCUUUCUAAAUUAGACAACAGUGAAGCAGCAGAGCAGCUGUACAAGGAGCUAUGUACCCGUUAUCCUGACCACCUGGCUGUGCACACAGCAAUGUUGGCACACCUGGAGCCGGACACAGGGCGGGAGUGGCCCGGUUCUGCCAAGCCACUGAAUCCCACCCAGUUGGCUCGUCUGCAGACCGUGGCUCAGACUGUCAUCUCCGGUGUGGACGCCACAGAGUUGCUGGUACACCUCGGUACUAAGUCUGAUCAGCGGCCGGAUGCGCCUAAGAUCAAACAAACAAUGGAUCGCCAGAAGACUGCACUGAUAGAUGCGCUUUCACGCUACGGAAGUGUUCAGUGUCGUUUGUUGAAGGCUACUUUAGAAGCGGAUGUGCCUAAACCAACCCUUGAAGACAUAGACAAAACUUAUCUCGAGCUCAUGCGCUUUUCAGACAAUAACGACAAGGUGACAGGACAGUUUGUGGUGUGGCACGCUUGUGUUCACCAGCACUACGGACGCAUGCUGAAGGUGUUGGCCAAGCUCGCGGAGGACAAGCCUACCAAGGAUCUGGAGGAGGCCACAGUGUGGGCGAUGAAGCAACUGGGUUGGCAGCACGCGGCCGACUUGCUCUCGUCCACUACUCCAGCACGUUACCCACCUGCCUAUCGGCCGUUCUAGCCCUAGUUCACGUGUACAAACUACAUAUACAUAGUCAAAUAAAACGUUUUAUAAAGUUUGUGCUUUGAUUUAUGCAGUAUUACGGUCGGGAAAGUUUUUUCGUCGAGUUUAUUCUGUAACUGGUGCAUCGGACGGAUAUUGUACAUAAAUAUCGUGUACCAUUUACAUUAAAUGAGGCGUUCUUACAGCGGUAACAUUUAUCAAGAAUUAAUAAAUCAAUUUUAGAAUCAAGAAUGUAUUUAUAAUAAUACUUUAAAUUAAUCCAAUUUGUUUGUAUUUUACUAUGAAAUGUAAUGAAUUAUGGUCAUUAAGAAAGUUUUUAUUAAAUAUUAUCACUUACGUUUACU
Molecule: messenger RNA, 2339 nt
Organism: Homalodisca vitripennis (glassy-winged sharpshooter)
Lineage: Eukaryota; Metazoa; Arthropoda; Insecta; Hemiptera; Cicadellidae
Product: tripeptidyl-peptidase 2-like
Exons: 13
Source: RefSeq, a predicted model, not a curated record